Messenger RNA from Moneuplotes crassus, 1604 nucleotides. NCBI's taxonomy places the organism in Eukaryota, Ciliophora, Spirotrichea, Euplotida, Euplotidae. The record is from the annotation of a GenBank genome assembly.
UAUUAUUAUUGAGAAGAAUUAUAGAAGGGGUAUGGAAGUUAAGGAGAUUACAGGAGGGCUCACUCCUUCGUUUAUGAGGAAGAAAGCGAGGUUUAUAAAGCCCUUGGAUGUGGUGUUGGGGAGGAAGAGAGCAGGAGGGGGGAUAGAGGAGGAGGGAGGUAGAGAAGGAGGAAAUAAAGAAAGGGUGCAGGGUUUGAAGGGGUUUGGAAGAAGUGGAGAGGGUUUAAGGAGAUGUAAGAGAGGGAUUUUUGGGGGUUGGUGGAUUUGAUUAGGGGUAAAAGUUGUUUUAGACUUAAGAAUUGAGAGUCAAGAUGAUCUUUUGACAAUAGAAAGUGCGAAAUAUGGGAAUAUGGCUCAUGAAAAGAAUUUUGAUCAGGAGCAAUCUUACGGGUUAUACAAAUCACCCUCGAUUGAAAUUAUUAAAAACAAUGUAAAUAAAUAUUCUUUUGGGCAAAUACAUCAAACCAGCAACAACAUUUUGGAAAAUUUGAAAUAAUAAGAGAAGAAUUAAGAAGGGAACUAUUUUCCAUAAAAGAAAAUCUUCAGAAUAUGGAGAAAAAUCUAUAACAAAACCUAUGAUAGACAUCCCAAAAUACAACUCAAACAGCUCUGAGUUAUACAACUUGAUCCAAAAGAAGAAAGAGAAGAAGACUUCAUCAAUGACGCCAAUGCAACCCCCUACCAAUCUACACCUCUUGAGCUUGUCUGCAGACUCUACUUCAAACCUAGACCGAUCAGCAGAUAAGCUUCCAUUAGUGAACAAUAACCUGAUAUUUACCGGAAGUAGUACUGAUUUAGAAAAACCCAAUAAACCAGCGAGAAAUUUAUUCAAACUUCAAGGGAGAGGGAUCACCAAUAGAAGUAUUUCCGUCAGCAAAAAUGGGUUAUGCCAUGAUCUACAGAAAGUUAAUCAAACCCAAAUUGAUAACUCAGGCAUGAUUAUUAGUACCUGAGAUGAACCUUUACUUUAUACUGUAGGAUCAAGACAUCAGCCUCAUCCAAAUGAAAUCAAGAAUAUCAGGAAAUGAUUAGAGGAGGUUGUAAAGAUAGGAACUCAAGAAAGAAUUAAAAUCUCAAAACCCUCGUUUAACUCUUUUAUAAGGUACAAGAAAAAUGAGCUCAAAAGUUUUGAAGAUAAAGAAAUCAAAGGUAUCCUUAUACAUAAUUCGAGGCCAAAAAAACAGAUAUAGAACAACUUGAUAGUAGUUUCUUAUCAAAUAAUUUCCCAUCAUUUCAAGCAAAGCAGAUAGAAAUAUAUAAGAAAUCAUGGAAAGAAGUUCCUAUGAAUACCUCAAAAAGAUUUGGCCGAAAGUCAUCCUUUGGAGGAGGUUCUACUGGGAUGGAACCUAUUAAGCCUAAGAAUUUCCUGAGCUUAAUUUCUAAACAGAAAGAGCGUCACAAAUCUAUUGGAGUAAGACAUAAGCGAACAAGUUCCACCAAACCUAAAGUGUUAAAACUAAAAUCUCCCAAGCCAAGUUUCGGAAUAACAAGAGUCCAUCUACCCAAAAGCCUCAAAAGGGUCGAAAGCUUGAAUGAAGACCUAAUACAAGUAACUACAAAAAAUUAAACACCCUCACUACCCAUCCACAUCCCCUUAACAUGCC